Camelina sativa (false flax) is the source of this 1707-nucleotide messenger RNA. Its product is annotated as lysine histidine transporter 1. The record is from RefSeq and is a predicted model, not a curated record. NCBI's taxonomy places the organism in Eukaryota, Viridiplantae, Streptophyta, Magnoliopsida, Brassicales, Brassicaceae.
CCACUUUUAAAAUUUUCUCACUUUCUCUCUCUCAUAAUAUCCAACUAAGUGUGUAUAUAAUCUUCAUGAGCAGCUCUAUAUAUAUUGAGCAUAAUAUCUCUUAGAAGUGUGAGAACUCGUUAAGCUCUUCUUCUCUUUUCUUCUCUCUCUCAACCUCUCUCUAUCUCUCUCUCACCAUGGUAGCUCAAGCUCCUCAUGAUGAUCAUCUGGAUGAGGAGAAAUUAGCAAGACAAAAAGAGAUCGAAGAUUGGUUACCAAUUACUUCGUCAAGAAAUGCUAAGUGGUGGUACUCUGCUUUUCACAAUGUCACCGCCAUGGUCGGUGCCGGGGUUCUUGGACUCCCUUACGCCAUGUCUCAGCUCGGAUGGGGACCAGGAAUUGCGGUAUUGGUUCUGUCAUGGAUCAUAACACUAUACACAUUAUGGCAAAUGGUAGAAAUGCACGAAAUGGUUCCGGGAAAACGUUUUGACCGUUACCACGAACUCGGACAGCACGCGUUUGGUGAGAAGCUCGGUCUUUAUAUCAUCGUGCCGCAACAGUUGAUCGUGGAAAUCGGCGUUUGCGUCGUUUAUAUGGUCACUGGAGGCAAAUCGUUAAAGAAAUUUCAUGAACUAGUUUGUGACGAUUGUAAACCAAUCAAACUUACUUAUUUCAUCAUGAUCUUCGCUUCUGUUCAUUUCGUCCUCUCUCAUCUUCCCAAUUUCAAUUCCAUAUCUGGCGUUUCUCUCGCUGCUGCCGUUAUGUCUCUCAGCUACUCAACAAUUGCAUGGGGAGCAUCAGUGAGCAAAGGCGUUCAAGAAGAUGUUCAAUAUGGUUACAAGGCGAAAUCAACAGCCGGUACGGUUUUCAAUUUCUUCAGCGGUUUAGGUGAUGUGGCGUUCGCUUACGCGGGUCACAACGUUGUCCUUGAGAUCCAAGCAACUAUCCCAUCAACGCCUGAGAAGCCUUCGAAAGGUCCUAUGUGGAAAGGAGUCAUCGUUGCUUACAUCGUGGUCGCGCUCUGUUACUUCCCCGUGGCUCUCGUCGGUUAUUAUAUCUUCGGAAACGGUGUUGAAGACAACAUUCUCAUGUCACUUAAGAAACCAGCAUGGUUAAUCGCGACCGCCAACAUCUUCGUCGUAAUCCAUGUCAUCGGUAGUUACCAGAUCUAUGCAAUGCCGGUGUUUGACAUGAUGGAGACUUUAUUGGUCAAGAAGCUAAAUUUCAGACCGACCACAGCUCUUCGGUUCUGUGUCCGUAAUUUCUACGUUGCUGCCACUAUGUUUGUUGGUAUGACGUUUCCGUUCUUCGGUGGCCUUUUGGCGUUCUUUGGUGGAUUUGCGUUUGCUCCAACCACAUACUUUAUCCCUUGCGUCAUUUGGUUAGCAAUCUACAAACCCAAGAAAUACAGCUUGUCUUGGUGUGCAAACUGGGUAUGUAUCAUGUUCGGUCUUUGCUUAAUGAUUCUAUCGCCGAUCGGAGGGUUAAGAACAAUCGUUAUUCAAGCAAAGGAUUACAAGUUUUACUCGUAAAUUUGCUAUUAUGACUAAUUAAGAAACAUAUUUUUAUAUAUUAAUAUGUGUGUGAAGAAGUUUUUUUAAGAGAUCAACAUGAGACAUAGAAGAAUCGAUGGUCUUGUCUGAUUCUAAAAUGUAGUUUUUAGCUUUUGUAUUUUGUGUGUUUACAUUAUAUAAAAAAAAAAAUCAGGUCUCAAAUUGUUUGGUUUUA